Messenger RNA from Ipomoea triloba (trilobed morning glory), 2658 nucleotides. Its product is annotated as histone-lysine N-methyltransferase CLF-like. Gene Ontology annotation, biological process: chromatin remodeling. NCBI's taxonomy places the organism in Eukaryota, Viridiplantae, Streptophyta, Magnoliopsida, Solanales, Convolvulaceae. The transcript has 16 exons. The record is from RefSeq and is a predicted model, not a curated record. Gene Ontology annotation, molecular function: protein binding; histone methyltransferase activity. The coding region runs from base 508 to 2334 and encodes 608 amino acids.
UUGAAAAGGUAAAUUUCAGUUACCCCCCGCAGCCGCAGAAAUACCCAAUCUAGGGUCUCGACUCUACUCCGUAACAUCAAAUUUCACUUUAUAACUGCGUUCGUUGAUGAGUACUUCAAUAUUCCGAGCUUCACUGCCGGAACGGUCUUCACGCCGCAGCUCAAUAUUAGCCACUGGCGAUGUGGCAUCUUCUUCUGGUCCCAACCAGACACUCCCCCAUUGCCAUUUCAGUAUUUGACCGAGCUUACCGGAAUAAGGAGAAGAACAGAGUUCCAAUGUUGGUGCGGGAUGACAAACUCACAAAGCUCUUGGUGGAAAAGGUUGAAUUCUGCCAACCCCAAGCGGGCAUGCCACCAGGACAUGUAGGUCUCGGUACCUAGAGUUGGGGAGUUCCCAGAAGCAGCUGGGAGUGGCAAACUCACAAAGCUCUUUAUCCCAAGUUUGGAGAGCAUUGUUGCCAGAUUGAACUUUACACAAUUACACCACAGCACAUGCUCCAUUACUGGCAUGUCAAAGCUGGAGGCGCCUCCUUCAAAUCCCCACUUGGACCCUUCCAGUGGCCCUCCGAUUGUGGUACCCCAAGAAACAUGUCUUACACCCAGUGAAAUAUCUUCUAUAAUUGAUUCUUUCAAGGACAAGUUUGUCUUGGAGCGCCAUUCUUAUAUUAAGAAAAAGAUUGCGGACAAUACACAGGAGUUGGCUGGUGUAACUAGAGAUCUUUAUAAAUUGUCAAUAGAAAGGAGAAAUCUUAAGAUUCUUGUUGGUGAUGGAAGUUCAGAUCUGCACUCAAAGAGGCAGAAGGGUGCUGUUGAUUUGCAAAACAGCAUUGGUACUGGCAGCGGAAAUAACAUCUGUAGCUCUCAAGAAAAUGGUUAUGCAUCCUCAGAUCUACGAUCCAGCAUUGUUCUCAAGGAUGCUGUUUGCCCCAUUGAACUCCCAAAAUUGGAAAAACUACCUCCAUACACUACAUGGGCUUUUCUACAUAGAAACCAAAAGAUGACUGAGGAUCAAUCAGUGAUAGGUCGCAGAAGAAUCUAUUAUGACAAGAAUAGUGGUGAAACCCUAAUUUGCAGUGAUAGUGAUGAAGAAAUAAUUGAAGAAGGAGAAAAGGAGUUUGCAGAGUCUGAAGACUAUAUUCUGCGGAUGACUAUUGAAAAGGUUGGAUUGUAUGAUACGGUGUUGGAUUUGUUGGCCAAUCAUUUCUCUAGAAAACCUAGUGAAGUAAAGGCAAGAUAUAAAGAUCUCAUCAAGGAAGGGGCUACUUCUAAGAAUGUCACCACAAAUUCAUAUUUAAACAAAGAUCUUGUUGCAGCUCUGAGUUCAAAGGUUGGAUUGUAUGAUACGGUGUUGGAUUUGUUGACCAAUCAUUUCUCCAGAAAACCUAGUGGAGUAAAGGCAAGAUAUAAAGAUCUCAUCAAGGAAGGGGCUACUUCUAAGAAUGAAAACACUGAAGUCACCAUAAAUAAAUAUUUAGGCGAAGAUCUUGAUGCAGCUCUGAGUUCAUUUAACAAUUUAUUUUGCCGGCGAUGUUUUGUCUUUAAUUGUCAAUUGCAUGGAUGCUCACAGGAUCUUAUUCUUCCGAAGCAAAUACUUGUGAAGGAGGAACUUUGUGCACACUAUACUCCGUGUAAUUGUAAACCUUACUGUGGAAAGAAGUGUCCUUGUGUUGUAAAAUCCAUCUACUGUGAAAAAUUCUGUGGAUGCCCAUUGAAAUGCAAGAUACGAUUUCAAGGUUGUCACUGUACCAAAAAUGAGUGCGCAACUGAUCAUUGUCCAUGCUAUGCAUCUGGAAGAGAAUGUGAUCCUGAUGUUUGUUGUUUUUGCUGGGUUAGUUGCGGUGAUGGUUCUAUUGGGAUUCCUCUUGGCAAAGUCUCCAACCACAAAUGCCAGAAUAUGAAGUUACUUCUUGGAAAACGGCAAAAGGUUCUUCUUGGAAGAUCUGAUAUUGCUGGAUGGGGAGUUUUCUUAAAGAAUUGUGUCUCAAAGAAUGAAUUCAUUGGGGAGUACACUGGGGAAUUAAUCUCACACAUUGAAGCUGAUAAGCGUGGCAAGGUCUAUGAUCGUCAAAACUGUUCAUUCCUCUACAAUCUAAAUGAUCAGCUCGUGAUUGAUGCUUAUAGAAUGGGUAGCAAACUGAAGUUUAUCAAUCAUUCUCCCGAUCCUAAUUGCUGUGCAAAGAUCAUCGUAGUGGGUGGAGAACACAGGCUGGGCAUAUUUGCAUUAAAAGAUAUCAAUGCUGGAGAUGAACUGUUGUGUGAUUAUCAAUAUGACCCAGACACUUGUCCUGCCUGGGCAAAGGAUCUGCAAUCAAGUUCUAAGAUGGAUGAUUGCUGAACCUUCAAGCUCCUCUUACUAAGAAGCUUACAUAACUACAUAUUCUUGAUUUCUUUCUAUCAUUUUUUCCCUGGACAGAAACAUCAUUUUCAAGGGAAAAUUAGGAGGGACUGUCUCAUCAUUACCAGGCACUAUUGUUAGUCAGAUUGGUAAUUCAUUAAGAUCAAGUAGUAAGAGCCCAGGACUACUUUUCUAGAAUCUCAAAGGUCUAGCUAGCAUGCACUAUAUCAAUAGUUAUACUGUGAACUAUAGUCCUCACUACAAGGUGGACCACUAAUAUACAUGUUCAUUUUUAGUAUCCAGCAGGUUCAUUUUUAAUAGGUU